Messenger RNA from Opisthocomus hoazin, 985 nucleotides. The record is from RefSeq and is a predicted model, not a curated record. NCBI's taxonomy places the organism in Eukaryota, Metazoa, Chordata, Aves, Opisthocomiformes, Opisthocomidae.
AUGAAGGGCGAACUGGGGGAGGCCGAGCAGGUCCUGCACCAAGCCCUGCGGCUCUCGCACCAGUCGGAGAACAGGAAAGCCAUCGUUUACACCUACAGCAUGAUGGCAAACGUGGCCUUCAUGCGGGGGCAGCUGGAGAAUGCAGAAAAGCUCUACAAAGCAAGCAUGAGCUAUUUGCUUGCAGGGGACACGAAGGAGGAUGACAAUGCAAUCCUUGAGAUGUCCCUCAAGCUGGCCAGUAUCUAUGCUGCUCAGAAACAGCACAAGUUAGCUGUGGCUGGCUACCAGUUCUGCAUCCUGACCUUAGAGGAGAAAAUUGCCAAACAAAAGGACUUGCCUGAGGACGUCUUACCAGCUGAAGAAAAGGCCAACACGCAUCUCUUGCUUGGGAUGAGCCUAGACUCCUAUGCUCGCUAUCUGCUAAACAUUAACCAGCUCCCAGUGGCCCAAAAAAUGUAUGAGAAGGCUCUGCAGAUAUCAAAUGAUGUUCAAGGAGAGACUCUGCCACAGACUGUGGUGCUGAUGAAUGACUUGGCAACUGUACUGGAUGCUCAGGGGCACUACGAUGAGGCAUACUCCUAUGUGAAGAGGGCAGCUGAGCUGGCAAAGGAGACUGAACACCCUGAGGAGCACAUGGUGCUGAAUAACCUGGCAGCAAUUCUGAUGCACAAAGAAGACUUUCUGCAAGCAAAACAAGUGUACAAAGAAGCUCUCAAACAGGCACAACAGAAAGGAGAUGUUGCUUCUGUCCAGCAUAUCCAGGAAGAACUAGCUGAGCUGGCCAAGAGGAGAAAAGGCUCCAAAUAAGUUUGGCCACAGAGUCCAACCUUGAGGUGGCUGACAGCAGCAAGGGUUGGUCCGUGACAGCAGCCUGGGACCAGUCUGGUGCAAUUCUGGAGCAGCAAGGAGGAGUUUAAGGACUGCUUAACAAGAAGGGCUGGUAUUGCCUAACAACUUAGCCCAAAAUAAAGUUGUGAAAUCUUAA